Schistosoma rodhaini is the source of this 1578-nucleotide messenger RNA. The record is from the annotation of a GenBank genome assembly. NCBI's taxonomy places the organism in Eukaryota, Metazoa, Platyhelminthes, Trematoda, Strigeidida, Schistosomatidae.
UGGAUGGUGAGUUGAAGAAAGAGAGUGAGAAUCAAAAGCCAGAACUUAAUUUGAUCAUACCAGGAAAAAUCGAUAAAAUUUAUGAUCAAAUAUUGUUUAUGUCGACAAAUAAUUAACAACGCAGAAUUAAAACAGAGUUUCACAAAAGCGAUUUAUAAUCCUAAAACAUAUUUGAAAAUGUAAAUAAUAUUUCCAAAUUCACAAUCACUGGUGUGAGUUUAAACUUUUAUGAGUGGAACUAGUUUAACAACCUUUCUAUAUAUUAGUUAAUUUUACGCGCCAGUUUGACCAGUUGUCACAACCCUCUGCUGUAGUACUGUACCGUCAUGGCUACGUCGUGGGUUACACAGUGCGAAGACUUAUCUAACACUGAUUUGGUUCAUAUCGCCAAACUUGCUGAGCAGGCUGAACGAUAUGAUGACAUGGCGGCAGCUAUGAAGCGUUAUACCGAGGCUUCGGGGACUUUAGGGAACGAAGAACGGAAUUUACUAUCAGUGGCAUAUAAAAAUGUCGUAGGUGCUAGAAGAUCAGCAUGGAGAGUGAUAUCCGGAAGUGAAACGAAAGCGGCGAAUGACCAUAUGAAAAGUCAAAUUGCAGAGGAGUACCGUAUUAAAAUAGAAAAAGAGUUGAAUGCAAUUUGUGAUCAGGUUUUGGUUUUGCUCAAAGAUUAUCUACUUGUACAGGAAAGUAACGACGAAAGCAAAGUUUUCUUUUUGAAAAUGCAAGGUGACUACAAUCGGUAUCUCGCUGAAGUCGCCAGUGAUAAGACUCGAGCUGAAGUCGUCCAAAGAUCAUUGGAUGCCUACACGAAAGCUACUGAGGCUGCCAAUAAGUUGCCUACCACUCAUCCAAUUCGUCUUGGUUUAGCUCUCAACUUCUCUGUGUUCUAUUACGAAAUACAAAAUAAUGCUCCUCAAGCAUGCGAAUUAGCCAAAAGCGCUUUCGAUUCAGCAAUAGCAGAACUAGAUCAGCUUCAAGAUGAUUCCUACAAAGACAGCACACUAAUUAUGCAACUUUUGAGAGACAACUUGACGAAAGGAUGGCAUAUCUUAGGUUUUUUGAACAUAUUCCAAAAAGUCUUAGAACAAGAGGAAGAACGACUUUAAAAAACUGCAAUUACCAAGUAUGUCUUGGAUACAGGAUAUCAGGUCGAUACCUUGCAAUUUAUCAAGGUGAUUAAUUAACAGCUAAGCUUCAAUCUUUUACAGCUUGCUAAAGGUAAUUGCUUUUCACAUUCUUCAUAUGAGCAGAAAUAUAACUUGUUACUCAUGAUUUGUUUGUUUUCAUCCUCUCCUCCGUUUAUCAGGACCACAUAGUUGUCUCUCGAGUCCCAUUCCGUCAAGUUUGAGUUUCAGAUUCUUGCAGUGGGUGCAUGUUUUGAAAUGUCAUUUAAACGAUUCACUAGUUUUUUAUGCUUUUAGACAGUCAUUUGAAGGAUAGAUGUAUGAAUUACUUUCCUCUUCCGCAUUUUUCGAUCCACGGUCGUUUCCGUAGUUAAGAUAUAUUUGUUUUAAAUAAACGAUUACAGUUUUCGUCUAGGCAUUUUAUCACCAUUUCACGCUUUUCCACUAUUCUGGG